CACUUCAUUCUUGAAAGCAACCCAGCAACAUUUAAAGAUGCAGUGCAGACCUAUGUAGAACUUCCACAGCUACUGGGAACAAAGGGAGAGAAAGAUGUGCCAGUGAAGGUCUGGCUGAUGCCACUGAAACUGUUUGAACCUGCAGCUACUGGGGUGAGGACAGAUAUCAGCAUUGAGUUAGUGAGGAAGGCGCAGGAAGCUCUGGAGAAGUUAAGGGAGGCAAAAAUGAGAUGCAACGAUUCUCUGGAAGACAAAGUGGUAGAGAGUUUCCCCGUGCUUCAGGAAGAGUUGAGCACUUUCCUCAAACUGUGUGGUUAUUAUAAAACCAACAUGCAGCAAGCCAUGGCAGAGAAACUUCCCUCCAUCCGUGAAGGAAAGGAAGAUGAGAGCUCACUGGAAAAAGUCUUUGAAGACAGGCACAAGUCACCCUUCAACCAUGAAAAACUAAACAAGUGGCUGGAUCACAAAGAGAGAGAACUCAACAUCAUCAAGUCCUUUGUCGACACCAUGGAGGGAGUAAAGAUCGUCCUGAACCAGAACGAGCUGGACAAAGAGGUCCUUGCUUCAGGUGUAGAUGAUGUUCUGUGCUUUGUUUUCACCUCCAUGCUAAAGGGUGAUAUCUACCUUGAUGAGAUGGCUGACUUCUUGAAAUCACCCAAGUUAGGAAGUACCCAUGAAGAGGAGUGGUACUACUCCGAUGAAGUUCUGAAAUCAAUGAGAGAAAAAGCCACAUUUCUCCAGGGUGCUUCCAAAGGGCUGAAGAACAACAGCAAAUUCCGUUUCCUUAUAACGGCCAAAACCAAUCCCAAAUACAAAGGAGCAAGCAUCUACCACUACAAGAAAGGCCAUCUGGUCAAUGAAGACUUUCAAAAGCCUUCUUCUGUGGAGACCAUCACACACAAGAGAGAUCUGAUCUGGUAUGCCUGUGAUCUCCACCUGGACCCAAACACUGCCCACAACCGUCUCACUCUGUCUGAUGGAAACAAAAAGGCAACACAUGGAGCAUCACAGAAUUAUCCUCCUCAUCCAGAGAGGUUUGGAAACACAUGCGCACAGGUGUUGUGCAAAGAGGAGUUAUCUGGGUGCCAUUACUGGGAGGUCGAGUGGAGCACCAGUGACAGGGAGUCUGUUUAUGCUGCUGUUGCAUUCAAAGAAAAAGCUUCGUUUUUGUUGUUUGAUCCAGCAUGCUGGUGUUUCAGCAAUGAAACCAAUCUUAAGGCAUUGCAUGUCAAUGAGCUGGUGUGGGAAGCACCCCUUGGUGACUUCAAUAGAUUUGGGGUGUAUCUGGACUGGCCUGCUGGCACUUUGUCCUUCUACGGAGUCUCCGGCAACACACUGAGUCCCCUGUACACCUUUCACACCACAUUCACUGCGCCUCUUCUCCCAGGCCUCUGCGCUGGUUAUGAUUCCAACUAUGCCUACCUGUGUCCAGUUGAAUUGUAAAUUAACUGGAUUCAUACAGCGCCUUUCCAGUCUUUACGACCCAUCAAAGCGCUUUUACAUUGGCAGCCAUUCACACACAUUCAUAGAGGCAGAGGCUGUCACACACGUGCUCAUAGCCUAACGUUCACACACAUCUACACACAGUCGGCCAUUCUUGGUCUGCCUAAAGUUUAAAAUGGAAACCUAUAACAUCCCAAUUUAACUUAAACUUGCUUCACAAAAUAAAAUUGCAAUCAAACCCAAAGGGACGCGAAUGUUUUAUUAUUGCUUUCAACAAUUUAGCUUGUAUGAUGAAGCAUUCUGGGGAGUGGUCUUCACUGUACUCUGGGUAGAGUUCCCAUUCAUUAACAUUGUGUGCAGUUAUUGUCUGGUGUGAAGCGGGUACACCUGUUGAACACCUGAGAGGUCAACAUGUCCCAACUCCUCCCACUAAGGCAAUGAUGAAGAACUCUUAGCUUCUUGGUCGCUCUAACGUUUGAAAUGGCAACCUAACAUCCCAUUCUAACUUUAACGUGCUCCACAGAAUCAAACAUUCAUUCAAACCCAGAGGGACCAGAACAAACGAGGAUAUCAAAAAGUGAUUUAUUUAUCAGUAAAUGUUGAUUUCAUCAUCUUCUCAAACUGUUUAAAGUCGAUGCUUUACGAACAGUUGAACAAUAUUUCUUCAUAGGAACUUUCUAUCGUAGUAACAUAUACUCAAGCAUUAUAUAUCCGGCAAUCGCUCUGUCAAAACUGAUGUUGAAAUACAAUAUAAACAUAAUGG
Gymnodraco acuticeps is the source of this 2206-nucleotide messenger RNA. Its product is annotated as neoverrucotoxin subunit alpha-like. The record is from RefSeq and is a predicted model, not a curated record. NCBI's taxonomy places the organism in Eukaryota, Metazoa, Chordata, Actinopteri, Perciformes, Bathydraconidae. Gene Ontology annotation, molecular function: protein binding.